AUGCCGAACACUGCCUCCACACUUUCCCCGCCCCUCUGCGAGUUUGCCAACGUCACCUUUCCGUCGGCUAUCGCUGACGGCGCGUACCGCGUGAGCGUCAAGACGAACAAGCCGCAAACCAACGCGGUCAUCUGGCUCGAGUCCAAGAAGACCAAACUCCAGUGGCAAUGUGCGAUCGAUGACUUCACCAAGCACACAGAGACCAACUACGCGCUUCCAAGCGCCGUCGUUCUGGGAGGCAUCAAGAACGGUCUCGCUGCCAUCGACGGAGCCACAACAAACGGGACAGACGCUGCCUCGACGACGCACGCAAGCGCGAUCGAUCUCGAUGCGACGAAGCGCGGCUUGGCACUGGCGCUUACGAUAAAGCUCUCGCCCGAGUGGACGAUGGGCUUUAGCUUUGAGAUGACGCCGAUCAAGGUCGAAGUCGUCGACAUCUUGGAAGCUCGCAUCCGGGACCUCGAAGAAGCCAAAGCUCCAUCGCGCAUGGAGUUUUGCACAUUGACGGCGCCAACAAUCGUCGGUACGAAAAGUGCGUGCACCUGGUCGGCGCCGACAGCAUCGACGCUUCUCCGCGUUGACGGAGACUCGGAAGUCGUCGUGUUGCAGUCCGGUUUGCACCACGUUCACUGCAGCCUCGCGUUGAACAGUGUUACAUCGACCACGAUCACCCUCAACAUCAACAACGUUCCCAUCAAGACAACCAGCUUCAGCAGCGAUGCCACGUAUCGGAGCAACACACUUGACCUGGUGCAUGUGACGUACCUGGAUGCUGGUGCGCGCAUUACGCUUUGCGCCAACGUGAACCGAGGCAGCGCGAAUGGGUCGAUGACUAUCAUUCUGCUCGAUCGCGGAACGGCGUAA
Molecule: messenger RNA, 864 nt
Organism: Saprolegnia parasitica CBS 223.65
Lineage: Eukaryota; Oomycota; Saprolegniomycetes; Saprolegniales; Saprolegniaceae
Exons: 3
Coding region: 1-864 (287 amino acids)
Source: RefSeq, a predicted model, not a curated record